Molecule: messenger RNA, 874 nt
Organism: Toxoplasma gondii ME49
Lineage: Eukaryota; Apicomplexa; Conoidasida; Eucoccidiorida; Sarcocystidae
Exons: 3
Coding region: 71-661 (196 amino acids)
Source: RefSeq, a predicted model, not a curated record
UACAGUUCAUUGACAUUUGCUGUCCUAGCUCGUACUCUGCGUUGGGAUUUUCCUUGUUUUAUCUCAAAAAAUGGCGCGUCGAUUGGCUGCGGCAUUCUGUGCGGUCGUACUUGCCGGUUCUGCGUUCUCUUUUGAAUCGGCGGAAGGCCUCCCAAAAAGCAUUGUGGAUAUCAUCAAGACUAACCCCAAGCUGUCGGCUGCGCGCGAAUGGGCCGAAGAAUCUGGAAUUCUGCAGAAAGUAGACCUCUCACAUUACGGUGACAAAGUGACCAUUGUGCUUCCCUCAAACAGAGCCUUCAAAGAGCUACAGGCAAACCAUCCCACCUGGAAAGCCCAGCUCGUUAGCAACAGCGAGGACGUCGAGACUCUGAUUCUCUUCGCUUCCACGGAUCACAGCGUGACACCAGAGGAAAUCAAGGCGGGAAAAUACGAGGAUACCGAUUCACUUGUCUCCAUCCUCUCUGAGUAUUCUUCAAUCUCUCGUAGUGGUCGGCUGUGUGUUUCCGACUACACCCGUGCCCUUCCCUGCGACGACCCCGACAGUCUGCCGUGCUGCGCAAAAGUCGACCUUCGAAAUGUAUUGGAAGCGGAAGAUGGCUAUAUUUACCUUAUUGAUCAAGUCCUGCUUCCUCAGGAACUCAUUGACAAGCUCGAGGACUAAUGAAGCUCUGCCACUUUCUGCGUUACAUUAAACACUGACAAGACUGGGCGUGUUAUUUCGUGUCGAUCUUCCCUUUGUUGUGUAGGUCCAACGAACUGUGCGUAACGCUGCUUCAUAUGCGUGCAGACGUACUGUUCUCGUUCAUGUUGCCGUGGUCUGAGCAGGAAGCUCAGGGUAUCAACCCAUCAUGCGAACCGCAUUUUAAAAAGGUUA